Heterostelium album PN500 is the source of this 903-nucleotide messenger RNA. RefSeq lists its product as uncharacterized. The record is from RefSeq and is a predicted model, not a curated record. NCBI's taxonomy places the organism in Eukaryota, Evosea, Eumycetozoa, Acytosteliales, Acytosteliaceae. Bases 1 to 903 code for a protein of 300 amino acids. The transcript is spliced from 3 exons.
AUGUUUUAUGUUGACAAAAUAUUACUCUCAAUAUUUUCUCCAGAUGGUUUACAUUAUCAAAUGGCAUCACUUGGGUUCUCAGAGUUACUCUCUGGUAUUGGAGUUAAAGGAGUGAACUCUAGAGACCUGUCUACUGCAAUGAAAAAGUGCGAUAAUACGGUCAGGGAUUCGUUUGCACCCAAAGACAUAUCUGAACAAUUCGCCAAAAUGCGAGUUAUUCGUAAUCAUGUUAUGCAUGCCAAAUGCAAUCCUCAAGAACACAACUCACGUGCAUUUCUAUUGUGUCUGAAGAAAAUCAUAGACUGGGCAGUAAACUCUGGUAACUCUGUCAGUUUGUUGAAUAACUUGUACAUUUCAUUAGAUCUGAUUAUCAAAGCUGACGAUAUUGCCAAUGAGACUUGGCAAAAAGGAACAUACAAUCAAUCUCACCAAUCAAACUUGGACAACACUGGUUCGUCCACAAAAUCAAAUGUAGAUUUAAAAAACAAACUCAAAUCUACUACUAAAGCUGAAACAUCUGAUGCUCAACAACAACAACAAUUCGACCAUCAACAAAGACAACAACAACAACAACAACAACAACAACAACAACAAUUCCGCCAUCAACAACAACAAUUCGAUAAUGUCAACUCAUCUGUGUCACCAUCACCACCCAUAACAACUCAAUCAAAAGCAGAUAACUCACACUUUGUAACUUCUUCAUUUUCUUACCCCCAAACUUUGCAGUCACAAACCUAUGCAUCGACGUCACAACAAACUAGUUUAAGUGAUCAACAUCAAUUAAAAUCAAUUGGAUCCCUCAGAAAUACUCUCAGAAAAGGUAUGGUAGUUAAAUUAGAAUCUGCAGCAUGGUGUAGUCCAAAUCCUGCUUUAUAUAUUUUAGUUUAUUUUUGGUCAUAUUAA